Hippoglossus stenolepis (Pacific halibut) is the source of this 2065-nucleotide messenger RNA. RefSeq names its product cytosolic 5'-nucleotidase 1A-like. The record is from RefSeq and is a predicted model, not a curated record. The transcript has 6 exons. Gene Ontology annotation, molecular function: magnesium ion binding; nucleotide binding; 5'-nucleotidase activity. Gene Ontology annotation, biological process: nucleotide metabolic process; adenosine metabolic process. Lineage: Eukaryota; Metazoa; Chordata; Actinopteri; Pleuronectiformes; Pleuronectidae. Gene Ontology annotation, cellular component: cytosol; cytoplasm. The coding region runs from base 42 to 1124 and encodes 360 amino acids.
GUGGUCCUGAGGAAGAGAGAGGGGUGAGCUGAAGAGGUACGAUGAGUUUAAACAGUCAAACUCUGACUGGCAGUGGACAGGAUUGGACCAGAAAUGGCAGCAGCAGCAGCAGCAGCAGCAGCAGCAGAGCCCCCAUGGAAAAUGAGAGUAUGAUUUUGAAGCCCUCCACCCCCACCAGGAAACCUAUACCACCCAAGCCGGAGAACGCCAUCACCAUCGCUGUGUCGUCUCAAGUCCUCUUCAACAUGGAGAAGGAGCAGCAGAUCUACGAACAGCAAGGCAUGGAGGGUUACAUCAAGUAUCAAGGGGAGCAUGAAACGGAGCCUUUCAGCCCCGGACCUGCCUUCUCCUUUGUCAAGGCUCUGGAGGCUGUAAACACUCAACUGAGGGAGCUUUACCCUGACAGUGAGGAGCUGUUUGAUGUUGUGCUUAUGACCAACAACCAUGCAGACGUUGGCCUGAGACUCAUCAAUACCAUCAGUCAUCACCAGUUGGUCAUCGAGCGCUUCUGUAUGACCGGGGGAAACAGCCCCGUGGGCGACUUGAUGGCCUACCACACCAACCUGUACCUGUCGUCUGACCCAGGCAAGGUUCGAGAAGCUCUGGGUGAAGGUAUAGCGGCAGCCACCAUGUUCACCCCGGAGAAGAUGACGGAAGUGUCGGAGACUCAGCUGCGAGUCGCCUUCGACGGUGAUGGAGUCCUCUUCUCUGAUGAGUCAGAACGUGUUUUCAAGGCCCAUGGACUGGCAAAGUUCCUUGAGCAUGAGAAGGCCCACGAGAACGAGCCUAUGAACCAUGGGCCACUGAAGGGUUUCCUCGAGGCUUUAGGAAAACUGCAGAAGAAAUUUGAUGGCAAGGGCCAGCGCAUGGACUGCCCCAUCCGGACAUACCUGGUGACGGCUCGCGGUACCGGCAGCUCCGGUAUCCGAGUCCUAAAAACACUGAGCUCAUGGGGCCUGGAGAUCGACGAGGCUCUCUUUCUGGCAGGGACGCCCAAGGGCCCCAUGCUGGAGAAGAUCAGGCCACAUAUUUUCUUUGAUGACCAAAUGAUUCAUGUGACGGGGGCUGCGGAAAUGGGGACGGUGGCAUGCCACGUGCCCUACGGGAAAGCUAACGAGAUUUAGCAAGAAAGGAGUGAUGGGCAAAGAGACGUCUUCAGAGUAGCCCGGACAUCACGGUGGUGACAGGCAAGGAGCUUGAGGGGGACAUUUCAUUUUUGCGUUCAUUGCUCUAUGAAUGUUUUUUUAACAAUUGAAACUAGAAUGGCACAUUCAAGCACACCUGCACAUUCUCAACAAUAUUUGCUUAGAUUCUAGUUUACAGAUCAGGAAGAAACAUCAGGUGACUUCUUUUAUUAUUUAAUGUACUCAUAUAACAUAUUUUUUACCCACAUUUGCCCACAUUAAGUAUAAUCAUCUGAAAGUCAAACUCUAUUGAAAUAAAGAAUCCUUAACAUCGAAGAGAACUAAACAGAUAUGUAGAAGAAAAUCUAUAAGAGUGAGUCUGAAUGGAGCGUGACCUGUGCUACACAGCUGCACUGAAGACAUACACUCAGUCAUUUCACGCAGAAUCUUUAGGAAAAUUUCUACAGUUUUAACCCUUCACUGCUCACCUGGGUGUUUUAACAUUUAAAAAAAAAACUGGUGCCUUUUUCCCCUAGUUUUUUGACGUUAUUUUUCUUGUCAGCCUUGCACAUGUUGGUAAAUGGGCCUGUUUCAUCAAUGUAUAUGAAUGUAUUUUAAGAUUGCAAAUUAAGAUUAGUAAAAUAUUUAUUUUUUAUUUCCUCUUGUACAAGAAAAUAAAGUUUUAACAUAUUUAGUAAUAUUGUUAUCAGCCAUGUGCAAUUUCCAAUUAUGCUCCUUGUCCCUGAAUUGCCCAGAGUUCAGUGUGUCCCUUGUUGUUGCAUGCUGUAUGUCUGUUUUAAUAUUGUCAUUCAGCUUUGUUGUUGUUAGUAUUGUUGCUCUACUGUCAAACCUGUGAAUUCUGGCGAAAGAGAGCAGUGGACAGUUAAUGCAAUCAAGCUUUUCUGUUUCAAGAUUAAAGUAAAAGUGUCUGUAUGCGAAAA